Molecule: messenger RNA, 958 nt
Organism: Lymnaea stagnalis (great pond snail)
Lineage: Eukaryota; Metazoa; Mollusca; Gastropoda; Lymnaeidae
Source: the annotation of a GenBank genome assembly
UUGGUUGCAGUCUGCUUGAUCUACAUCCCUGUGAUCAUCAGUUGUAACUUCCUCGUGUUUUGGGGCAUCUUGUUGUACCCAGGCUUCCACAACCCAAGCAGCUACCUGCUCAUGAACCUCGCCAUUGCGGACUUUUUGACCGGCUGUUUUUGUUUACCUAUGUACAUACUCAGUUACCUCCCUUACACCUCCGACUACAUCCUGGCCAACAAGUACGCAUGCCUGACCUGGUUUGCAUCCAUAGAGCUGUGCGCGGGAAGCUCGCUCUGCAGCCUCUUUUUCAUCUCCAUCGACCGCUACAUCGCCGUGAUGUGGCCGUUGAGGUACACACAGAUCGUGACCUUGCCCCGAAUGAUCAGAGCGAUUAUUCUACUGUGGCUCUUCGUCUUGGCUUUGGCCUUCGGCCCGAUGGUGUUUGGCUGGCACCGCUACGACCCGAUACUCAGGCCUUUAACGGCCCGCUGUAACUUUCACCGAACGCUGUCUUUCUGGUACGUCUCCAUUUCAACAUUCGGCAUCACCGUGAGCAUGCUGUUGAUAUGCAUCGUCCUCUACACCCAGAUCAUAUACGUCUCCCAGCGCCAGAUUCGCGAAUUUCGGAAAAGACUGUCCACCUAUAGCCGCAAGCAGAUCCGCAUCUUCGAGACCCGAAUCAGCUCCGUGCAGAUCACGACGUGCCUGAUGCUGCUGUUCAUCUUGUUGUGGCUGCCUUACAUGAUCAUCCUGCCCUUCAAGCACUACAACCUGAUCUCCCCAAACACCACCGAGAUCCUGAGAGUCGCCGCCCUGCUGAUGAACUUCACGAACGCCAUCGUCAACGCGCCCAUCUACGCCAUGUACCGAGUCGAGUACAGAAAAGUCUACAUCGUCAUGCUGUCCCGAAGGCCGUGCAAGUGGAAGCAGGUGCUCCGGAACCUCCACAGGAAUCUCAACUCGAGCGUUUACUCAGAGGACCGGC